CGCGCUUCCUGGCGUCCGCUCCGGAGACGGAAAAGCGGGCCGCCGGAGCGCCGCGCGUCUGUACCGCCAGCCGACGGGGCGGCUGCUGGCCUCCCGGGCCGGGCCUCCUCCGAGCCGCGCGCCAUGGCGUCGGAGGGGCCUCGGGAGCCCGUGGGCGAGGGCUUCAAGUUGUCAGCAGAUGUCAAACCAUUUGUCCCCAAAUUUGCUGGGCUCGGUGUGGCAUGGUCAGAGUCUUCGGAAGCACGUGUGUUCCCUCGCUGUGCAGCCGCCUACUAUCCGUGCGUUCAGGAGCUCCCUGUGCCUGAGCAGAAGCUCUAUACUGAAGAUGUGGCCUUCGGAGCUUCACCUUUCCCACCUCAGUAUUUAUCUUCUGAGCUUGCUCUUCAUCCGUGCCGUUACUCUCCUUACCCCGUGGAGUGCUCACAGAGCGGCUGCCCAGUGCCCGGCUCCCAGUAUGCUUGCGGCCGCCCCAGUGCGUACCGAGGUUUUCAGACCGUGAGGCCGCGAGGCGAGCAGAUGUGCCCUGUCCCACAAGACUCAAAAGCUUUGUUUAAGAAAAAAACAUAUGAGCAGAAGUUUGACAGCAAGAAGGCUGAUGGAUCUCUGUCAUCUGAUAUAAAAUCAGUUAGAGGUUCACAUCCUGUGUCCAUUCACGCUGAUGCAAACUUGAAACCAGAUGGUUAUCCGAAACGAACAGACAGGAAAUCCGGAAUCGUUGAAAAAAGUGGAUCUGCCUCCAAACCUGAGUUUGAAUUUAGCAGGUUGGACUUUCCUGAACUGCAGGGUCCAGAGCACAGUGAGAUCUCAGAGACAGAGAAGCAUUCCAAGUGGGGGCCUCUGCGCUCCGCCUCCGCUGACCUGUCUCUUCUCCGAGAGGUGGUGAAACCCGCCGUGGUGACAGCGGAGGGUGAAGGGGUGGUGAGAAGCACGGAUGCAGCGGAGACCAUGACCGGCAGCGCUGCGGCUGAUCCUGCCUCCUGUACCAGAGAGUUAUCUUGGACACCAAUGGGUUAUGUUGUUCGGCAGACAUUAUCUACAGAACAGUCAGCAGCCCCUAAAAACGUUACUUCCAUGAUAAACCUAGAGAUGGUCGCUUCGUCAGCAGACUCUAAAAGCGUUAGUAUGUCACCUCCUGAAGUUUUAUCUUCGGAUCCUUCCUACAAAGAGAAACACAUCCACUCUGCUAAAAAGUCCAAAGCAUCACAAGGUGGCGAUCCUGAACAGAAUGAAGCCUCAAGAAAGCAUAAGAAAAAGAAAGAAAAGUCUAAAUCAAAAUAUGAAGUCUUGACCGUUCAGGAACCACCAAGGAUUGAAGAUGCCGAGGAGUUCCCCAAUCUGGCAGUUGCGUCUGAAAGAAGAGACAGAGUAGCAUCUCCGAACUUUCAGUCCCAGCAGCAGCCGCAGAAUAAUUUUAAAAAUAGUGGAAAGAAGAGCCAGAUUCCAGUACAGUUGGAUUUGGGAGGAAUGCUGGCAGCCCUGGAGAAGAAGCAACACUCACAGAGUGCAACGCCGUCCUCCAGACCUGUGGUGGUCUCAGUCGGGGCGGUGCCGGUCCUCUCCAGAGACACCGCGUCGGGGAAGAAGGGCCACCACUUGAGCCAGGUGAAGACCCCGCACAACCCCCUGGACUCCAGCGCCCCACUGAUGAAGAAGGGGAAGCAGAGGGAGGUCCCCAAGGCCAAGAAGCCAACCUCGUUGAAGAAGAUUAUUUUGAAAGAACGGCAGGAGAGAAAGCAGCAGCGUCUCCAAGAAAACGCUGUGAGCCCAGCUCUCGCCAGUGAUGCCGUACUGGAUGGUGAGAGCGGUGGUGACGAGGCCCUCGAGCCGGCCGACCCCUCAGGAGGGCCGGAGGCGUCGCCGUGCUCUGCGCCCGUGCUGGAGGGCAGGUCAGAAGAGCUGCCGAGAGCGGAGCUCCAGAAGGAGGUGGAGGGCUGCCACCUCGUUCCCAACGGCGCUGGCUGCCCCAAGAUCCACAGCCGGAGAUUCCGGGAUUACUGCAGCCAGAUGCUGAGUAAGGAGGUGGACGCCUGUGUGACGGAUCUGCUGAAGGAGCUGGUGCGCUUCCAAGACCGCAUGUACCAGAAAGAUCCAGUCAAGGCUAAGACCAAACGCCGACUCGUGCUGGGGCUGCGGGAGGUCCUCAAGCAUCUGAAGCUCAGGAAACUCAAGUGCAUCAUCAUCUCUCCCAACUGUGAGAAGAUCCAGUCGAAAGGUGGGCUGGACGACACGCUGCACACCAUCAUCGAUUACGCCUGUGAGCAGAAUAUUCCCUUCGUGUUUGCGCUCAACCGCAAAGCUCUGGGGCGCAGUUUGAACAAGGCCGUUCCCGUCAGCGUGGUGGGCAUCUUCAGCUACGACGGGGCCCAGGACCAGUUCCACAGGAUGGUCGAGCUGACGAUGGCCGCCCGGCAGGCGUACAAGACCAUGCUGGAGAAGGUGCGCCGGGAGCUGGCCGGGGAGCCUGGGCCCCCGGCUCCGGCCAGCCCGCCUGUGCAGGGCCCCGGCGGCUCGGCGCAGGACGGCCCCCCUGCCCCUGCGCCCGGGAGCGAAGAGCCAUACUACAGUCUCCGUGGACCUGCUGUGUUCUGUGUGGCUGCUGAGUUGGGAGGUGAAGCCAGGAUGCGUAUCCCGGGAAGGGGCCCUCGGCUGUGCUGGUGGGAGCCUCGCCCAAGAGCCCCGAGAUGCAGCUUUGGAUCUGAGACACGGAGUCUGGAAAAGCCCGGACGUGUAGCCCCCUGAGUUCUCUGCUAUGAAGGAAACCCCCUCCGAUGCGGAAGAGCUGAGCCGUGUCAGUGUGUGGAAGGUGCCGGGGCCGGGUGGUGGGGGGUGGGGGCCUUUCUCCGGACCUGGCUUUUUGGCCGCAAGAUUUGGGGAUACUUGGGAGGGUCUGCUAAAAUGAGCCUCAGAAGGAAAAUCGGUUCUCUAACCUGUGACCUUUUGACAUGAAUUACUCAUUUUUGUCUUUAUUUUUCAAAGAAGCCGUGUAUAUUGGAGUUCCUAAAUUUCAGUUUUGAUAAUCUGCAGAUGUUUUCUUUCUUUCGUAAAUGAACGUAUUCUGAAUGUGGUUUCUGUCUUGGAGGCCAGCAGGAUAGAAGUUUGCUUUCAUACUUUGCUGUAAGUAAGAGGGCUUAUUUAUUUUGAAUAAAGAGCGAUGAUUUGGUCA
Mirounga angustirostris (Northern elephant seal) is the source of this 3163-nucleotide messenger RNA. It is a transcript of the gene SECISBP2, whose product is annotated as SECIS binding protein 2. Bases 124 to 2739 code for a protein of 871 amino acids. Gene Ontology annotation, cellular component: ribonucleoprotein complex. The record is from RefSeq and is a predicted model, not a curated record. Gene Ontology annotation, molecular function: selenocysteine insertion sequence binding; ribonucleoprotein complex binding; mRNA 3'-UTR binding. The transcript has 17 exons. Lineage: Eukaryota; Metazoa; Chordata; Mammalia; Carnivora; Phocidae. Gene Ontology annotation, biological process: selenocysteine incorporation.